This is a messenger RNA of Sclerotinia trifoliorum, 1438 nucleotides long. Lineage: Eukaryota; Fungi; Ascomycota; Leotiomycetes; Helotiales; Sclerotiniaceae. The record is from the annotation of a GenBank genome assembly.
GGGCAGUUGCAACCUUGAAGUGGGAGAGCUCAAUCAACAACUUCUUAUCAGCCUUCUCCUUCUACAGCAACGUGCCAUAAUUUGAGAGUUCGCCUUGAUUCCAGAUCGAUUGAAGGGAUUUGAGUUCACAGAAAUACUACUUCGUCAAUCCUUUAGUGAAGAGGAAAGACUGUCAAAAUGUCUGGAGCCACGGUAAGACAAAGCAACCCAUUUCAUAGAUUUAUAUAUCUUCAUAACUAACAAACAUAUCAUAGAAUCGAGAAGCUGUUUUCGCAACACGGCAGUCCUUGGGAUUGAUGAAAGCAAAAUUGAAGGGAGCACAAACCGGUCAUGAUCUAUUAAAGAGAAAGAGUGAAGCCUUAACCAAGUAUGUCUAAUCCAAAUCCAACCUCUUUCCCAUACUAACUCUCAUCGGGCAGACGUUUCCGAGGUAAUUACUCUGCGGUUGCCAACGAUAUUCUCUACAUUUCCUAACCACUCCCCAGAAAUCACUCGCCGAAUCGAUGAAGCCAAACGAAAGAUGGGCCGAGUAAUGCAGAUAGCCGCCUUUUCUCUAGCAGAAGUAACCUAUGCAGUAGGAGGAGAUAUUGGUUACCAAGUACAAGAGUCCGCGAAAUCGGCACGAUUCCGUGUACGGACGAAGCAAGAGAAUGUAUCAGGUGUAUUUCUACCGGCAUUUGAGAGCUAUACGACGGAAGGCAAUAACGAUUUUGGUCUAACGGGUUUGGGAAAGGGUGGUCAACAGGUACAGAGGUGUAGGGAGACCUAUGCGAGGGCUGUUGAAACCCUGGUGGAAUUGGCGAGUUUACAGGUAUGCUCGGAAAAGGUUUCAGUAAGGAUAUUGGGUACGAUAGGGCUGACACUUUGUGGCUAGACUGCUUUUGUUAUUCUGGAUGAGGUUAUCAAGGUUGUGAACAGGAGAGGUAAGUUUUAACCAUGCUUUGAAGAAUAUAACAUAACAUAUGCUAAUGUGGUACAGUAAACGCAAUGUCAGUCUUCCAUCGUCCAUGGCCCUACUACUUCAUACUGACUGCGCAACAGUGAACAUGUGAUCAUCCCACGUACAGAAAACACUAUCAAAUAUAUCAACUCUGAGCUCGAUGAGUUGGACAGAGAAGAAUUCUUCCGAUUGAAGAAAGUUCAAAACAAGAAACAGAGGGAUACAGCCGCCCAGGAUGCGGAAAUGAAGGCGAAAAAAGAGGCUGCAGCAGAGAAAGACAAGGCCGGUGGUAGCGAUAAGGAGAAUCCUACUCAUACUGGAGACAUUCUGGGUGAUGACGAAGAUGAAGACGUUAUUUUCUGAUGCAUCACGAAAGCCAUUUUAUUUGUUUUUAGUUCUAGCAAUCGAGUGCUCACCAACUCGAAUAAAUAUCAUGUAGUAUUAGCGUAUUAGCAGAUACCGUAAUUAAGAUUGAGCAUUCUCGUUCCUAGCUUAGGU